Messenger RNA from Paramecium tetraurelia, 699 nucleotides. RefSeq lists its product as uncharacterized. The record is from RefSeq and is a predicted model, not a curated record. The transcript is spliced from 2 exons. NCBI's taxonomy places the organism in Eukaryota, Ciliophora, Oligohymenophorea, Peniculida, Parameciidae.
AUGAAACCAACUCAGAAUGCUUCACAUAAAGUAUCUGUUCACAACCACAAUCAACCAUCCAAUCCUAAAAUUGGUAAAUAUCACUACGCCAUGUUUUUAAGCAGUUAUGGCUCACCCAUCUAUCUAACUCAAUAUAAAGUUGAAUACAUUUCUUUGAUUUGCUAUUGGAUUUAUGUUGCAUUCACAGUGGCAUUUGAUACAUUUCCUGCUUAGAAUGUAGUCACUGACAAAAUCAUAUUUGAUCAUAGAGUUCCUUAUGUGAUAUAUUGGGGACCCACUUACAUCUACCUUGCAUUGAGUGUUUAUGCCAUAAGCACGUUCCUGGGCAGCUAUAGAAACUGGAUUUAAAUCUUUGGAAUCUUGGUUUAUUUGUGGCAUCUUGCUUAUUUCGUUGUAUUUUGGGCUGCUCCAAGUGUCAUGCUUCCCAAGUCUGUGGACAAUUUCUAAGCCAGUUGUGGAUACUAUUGGACAGAACUCAUGUUAAAUUUAAUCAUGAUCAUUAUCCAAUGCGGUAACACUCAAGCAACGAUGAACUAUCCAGCAUAUCUUCAGAACUAUGUCACUAAAGUUAAUAAUGAUAUUGUUGAGUAUUUGGCUGUUGAAGAUGUAGAAGAAUUGAAUCACGAGACAACCCCAAUCAAGGCUCAAACACCAAACCAGAAGUCCCAAAUCUAAUCCCAAAAACAAAUACAAGGAUGA